AUGACGAUUGAUAAGUCUUGGAUUUCUUGGAGAAAACGCGGUAAAGAAUAUUGGGAGUGUCUACAAGUAUUUUUGGCGAUGGCUUCAAAUUAUAAAAAUUCUGAUGGGAAAAUUAGAUGUCCUUGUGUUAAGUGCUUAAAUACUCGAUUUGAGCCUUUAAACAUUGUGGAAGCGCAUGUAUUUGAUUGGGGUUUUGAUAAUGGUUAUCAAAAGUGGAUUUACCACGGGGAGUCAGAAACAGAAGUUGUUGCACGGACGGAAGUUGUUGAGCAUAUUUUAGAUGAUGAAGAUGACGAGAUGAUUCCCAUUGUUGAAGAUUUCAUUCGACCAACAACUGAAGAUGUUCAACGCAAUUCUGAUUCUUUUCAAUAUUACGACGAGUUAUUUGAAGAGAUUGAAGCUGAAUUGUAUCCUGGAUGCCAUUGGAUUUCUUCACUUAACUUUCUAGCAAAGUUAUUGCAUUUGAAAGUUCGUGGAAAAAUUCCUAUCGGCGUAUUUGAUGAAUUAUUAAAAUUAUUGAAUCUUGCUUUUCCGAAAGGAAAUAAAAUUCCAUCGACAUACUAUGAGGCUAAAAAGAGACUAAAAAAAUUAGGUUUAGGCUAUGAGUCUAUUCAUGUGUGCGAGCAUGAUUGUUGCUUGUUUUAUAAAGAGCAUGCCACUAAAGAUGCUUGUCCAAUUUGUGGAACUAGUCGAUGGAUUACUUCAACAAAAGCUAAUGGAAAAAGGGUGCCACGUAAGGUGUUGCGCUAUUUUCCAUUGACACCUCGGUUGAAAAGAUUAUAUGGUUCAAGACAUACUGCAAAACACAUGGUAUGGCAUCAUACUGGAAAAUCGAAGGAUGAACGAGUGAUGCGUCACCCGGUUGAUGGGAUUGCUUGGAAGGACUUUGAUGCUAAACAUCCUGAUUUUGCCAGUGAACCUAGAAAUAUUCGCUUAGGUUUAGCUGCUGAUGGCUUUAAUCCAUUUGGCAACAUGAGCCUAGCAUAUAGUAUGUGGCCUGUCGUGUUAGCAAACUAUAAUCUUCCACCUUGGAUGUGCAUGAAAGACAAUAAUUUCAUGUUGGCCCUACUAAUUCCUGGACCAAAAUCACCAGAAAAAGACAUGGAUGUUUUUCUAAGACCAUUGGUGGAUGAGCUGAAAGAGUUGUGGGUUGAUGGAGUUGAUACGAGAGAUUGUAGGACAAACACCGUGUUCAAGUUGCGUGCAGCCCUUUUAUGGACUAUUAAUGAUUUUCCUGCUCGAAGUCACAGAAGAUUCUUGCCCAGUAACCAUCGAUUUAGAAGGGACACCAACUUUGAUGGAGAAAUUGAAAGAAGACAUCCACCAAGACGUUUUACUUGUGAGGAAAUUCUCGAACAAGUAAACAAACUUGUGCCACAAGUUCCUGGAAAACAUGACCAAUUUGGUGGUGUAAAACGCAGACGAGUUGCAGAAGAUCAAAAUUGGAGGAAAAAAAGUAUCUUUUAUGAGCUUGAGUAUUGGUGGUCAAAUACUUUGAAACACAAUAUUGAUGUGAUGCAUGUUGAGAAGAAUGUGUGUGACAGUCUGUUGGGCACAAUCUUGGACAACGAGAAAUCAAAGGACACAACUAACGCAAGACAUGAUUUGAAGAAAUUAGGAAUAAGGGAAUGGAUGUGGAUUUAUGAAGAUGAUAAUGGCAAGUUAAUGAAGCCACACGCCCCUUACGUCCUCAAAGCUGAUGAAAAAUUGAAAUUUUGUCAAUUUAUCAAGGAUGUGAAGUUUCCCGAUGGAUUUUGCUCAAAUUUGAAGAAGAAAGUGAACAAUGAUUUAUCAAAUGUUCUUGGAUUGAAGUCUCACGAUUGUCAUGUAAUUAUACAAAGAUUAUUGGCAAUUGGUGUUCGUAAGUUUCUCCCUAAAGAUGUAUCGACAACUAUUGCUGAAUUAUGCAACUUUUUCAGGCAAGUAUGUUCAAGAACCAUAAACUUUAAAGAUAUGGAGGAAGCACAAAAAGACCUUAUUUUGAUAUUGUGUAAGUUGGAGUUGAUUUUUCCUCCAGCUUUUUUUGAUAUCAUGAUUCAUUUGGUCUUACAUUUGCCUGAAGAAGCAAUUUUGGGUGGACCUGUGUUUAUGAGAUGGAUGUACCCUUUUGAGAGGUACAUGAAAAAAUUGAAGAAUUAUGUUGGAAAUAAAGCUCGUCCUGAAGGGUCAAUAGCUGAAAGCUAUGUUGCAGAUGAGGCAUUGACAUUCUGCUCUAUGUAUUUUAAGGGGGUAGAAACCAAAUUUAACCGACUUGAUCGCAACGAAGAUGAAGUGAUUCCUAGAAUUCUUACCGUCUUCCAAUCACAAUGUCGUCCCUUAACAAGAUCAAAUAUCAUGCCUCUAGACAGAAAGACUCGUGAAAAGGCUGAGUGGUUCAUCUUUGACAAUUCACCUGAAAUCAGACCAUAUUUAGAUGAACACUUAGAAGAGAUAAAACUUCAGUACCCAGAUGGAGAUCAUAACAUUUUACACAAAAAAAUUUUCCAGCGAUGGUUUCAUAAGAAGAUAUAUGAUUUACACAAGCUUGGAUCAUUGGAGAAUGGUGAAGAGUUGCUAGCUUUAGCAUGUGGGUCAGAUCACUUAGUAACAUAUUAUGAAGGGGUUUUAGUGAAUGGUGUUCGUUACAUGGUAGCUGAACGUGAUAAGAAGCGUACUACUCAGAAUAGCGGUGUCUCCGUGGCGGGAACAGAAGGAUUCAAUUAUUAUGGAACCUUAGAAGAUAUGAUGAUGUUCACUUUUUGUGGUGUGUAUUCAAGGAAGAAAACAAUCAUUGAGAAUAACAUCAUUAGUAUCAAUGUUAGUGGUGAAUGGUACAAAGAUGAUCCAUUUAUACUUGCUACCCAAGCUAAGCAAGUAUUUUACCUCGAUGAUUUGCUUAGGGGUAGACAUUGGAAAAUAGUCGAGAAUGUAAACCACCGGCAAAUUUGGGACAUUGAGCAGGAUGAAGAUGAUGAAGAUGUUGCUGAUGAAAAUGAUGUGGAUGGUGACGCUGAUAACGUAAUAGAUGACGAAGGUGACGAGUUGCUAAUUGAUCGAUGUGAAGACGAUAUUGUUUCUGAAAAUGAUGAGUGUGAUAGUGACUAUUAG
This is a messenger RNA of Cannabis sativa, 3087 nucleotides long. RefSeq lists its product as uncharacterized. NCBI's taxonomy places the organism in Eukaryota, Viridiplantae, Streptophyta, Magnoliopsida, Rosales, Cannabaceae. The transcript is spliced from 6 exons. Bases 1 to 3087 code for a protein of 1028 amino acids. The record is from RefSeq and is a predicted model, not a curated record.